Molecule: messenger RNA, 634 nt
Organism: Punica granatum (pomegranate)
Lineage: Eukaryota; Viridiplantae; Streptophyta; Magnoliopsida; Myrtales; Lythraceae
Source: RefSeq, a predicted model, not a curated record
GCUUCAACUUGGAGCGGCGUCGUUUCAUCGAUCUGGGAACGGGUGAGAAGUCCUCUGCUGGUGCAAUUCGUCAGCUGCGAGUUGAGAGAUGGUGAGAGGGAGCGUACAGAUUCUCAGAGACGCCGCCAUUAAUGGCCUCUCGAGGACUCUCUCCGACAUCCUCGUCUGCCCUUUAUCCAAGCAACCGCUAAGGGUAUGUGACAAAACUGGGUCUUUGAUUAGUGACACCAUUGGCGUUUCCUUCCCCAUAAAUGAUGGUAUCCCUUGCCUCGUGCCCAAGGAUGGGAAGAUACUUGGGGAUGGUGAUCAUUAUGGUGCUCCGAAUUCUGGUCCUGUCAAUGAUUCAACUCCCACUAACAAGGGCUAAAAGAGAAGGUAAUUUCGAAGCUGAUUCAUAGAACGUUGAAGGUCAUGAAAUGGAAGGCGAGAUCUGCAGCUUUGUCUGGGUCCUUCCUCAGACGUGUUCAAAGAAUAGCCUUGUAAAACUACUUUUCUGACCUUGAAACUUCUGUGGUGCAAUUCACUGCAAAUUCUGCAGCUCACCCAUCAAACCUUGUGGUUGUGGCUUGUAUGCUAUGCUCGAGUGUCAUAGAGAUGGAAAGUUUUUCUAAGCUCCGUGUGAUGAUCGUUACUG